AAAAAAAAUCAUGAAAUUGAGAUUUAAUUAGGAGACAUUAGUCAUUUUACUGUGUAUAGUUCAAGAAGGUUUGCCAGGAAACAUUCUUUGAAAUCUUAACAGUAAUCAAUCUCCUAGAGCAGAAAAUCCGCCAUUGUUGCUGCUAGCUUAAGCUCCAAAUUGCUUAGUUUUCUUCAAAAAUGUCGUCGAUUUCAUGCUCAAAACUCACAAUCUGGACGAUAUUUGCCAUGGUAUUGCAAAUUGCAGGCCUAUACCUCUUCGUCCUCGGUUUCUUCCCCGUCAAGCCUGUUCUCUCCGGCUCCAGUGGUCCUGAGAGUUUUCAACCUCCUGGAAUCGAUUCGUUUGAAGAUUUCAAUGUCUCCUCAAUGAAUUCCGAUGAUCUUCGUUCUCUUUAUCUGGAGUUAUCAGAUGUCCCUCCACUGUAUAGCAGAUUAAUUCUCAUGGUUGUUGAUGGUCUUCCAGCAGAAUUUGUGCUUGGGAAGGAUGGAGAACCUCCUACUAAAGCUUUUAUAGAUGCUAUGCCCUACACUCAUUCGUUAUUAGCAAACAAUAUGGCAAUUGGGUAUCAUGCCAAGGCUGCACCACCAACUGUAACGAUGCCUCGCUUGAAGGCUAUGGUUUCUGGUGCUAUUGGUGGAUUCCUGGAUGUAGCAUUGAAUUUUAAUACACAGGCUUUUUUAGAUGACAAUCUUCUGGGCCAGUUUUUUAGAAUAGGCUGGAAAAUGACAAUGUUUGGUGAUGAAACUUGGCUGAAGUUGUUUCCAAAGCUAUUUACUAGGCAAGAUGGAGUUAGUAGCUUCUUUGUCAAGGACACUGUAGUAGUGGAUCUCAACGUGUCUCGACAUUUGCCUGAAGAACUUUAUCAGGAUGAUUGGCAUCUCAUGAUCCUUCAUUAUUUAGGAGUGGACCAUGUCGGACAUAUCGGUGGACGGAAAAGUGUCCUGAUGCCCCCAAAAUUACGGGAGAUGGAUGAUGUGAUCAAGAUGAUUCAUUUGAAUAGUGUUCUUUCCAGUGACAGCAAGCAAGGAGAUACCCUUCUGCUUGUGGUCAGUGAUCAUGGCAUGACUGAGAGCGGGAAUCAUGGUGGCUCUGCAUAUGAAGAAACUGAUUCUUUGGCUCUUUUUAUUGGUGCCAGUUCAAAAGCUCCUAGAGAUAAUGUGUCAGCAAUUCAAGAUACCAUGAAUCAGGUUGACAUUCCUCCUACACUAGCUCUUCUUUUUGGUGUGCCAAUUCCCAAGAACAAUGUUGGAGUUGCCAAUGUGGACUGUUUGCUGUCUUUAGCAGAUGGACGGCUGCUGAGGGCGCUUGAAUUGAAUUCAUGGCAACUACUGAGGUUACUUAAAGCCCAGUUGCCUGGUUUAUCAUGUGUUGCUUUAGAUUCUGGUGACCAUGUUGAUACUAGAUGGUCCAACAUAAGUCAAUGCAGUGGCGCUACUGAAGAAAUGUUUUGUUGCCUAUACUCUAAAGCUGCUGCACUUCACACUUUCUGGAAGUCUACUGCUUCAAGUUCUGAUGGUAGCCACCACUACAAUUACACUGUCACUGCAUAUUAUGACUUCCUGAUGACUGCAAGUGAGUGGUUGACUCGCAAGGUCACUGAUAAACCUGUUGGUCAACUUGCUUUAGGUAUUUUGGCAAUGGUCUUUUCUUCUCUAGUAUUUCUGAGACUUCUGUUCUUUUUGCGAAGAGACGAAUGCCUAAAAGGGAAUCAAGGGUUCAAGGACAUGAAAAGUAGUAUGCACAACUGGAGUCUAGAGGAGAUUUUUGUUGUGUCUGUGAUUGUUAUUCUUGUUGUGAGCAUGGGAUCUAGUUCUAUGGUAGAAGAAGAGCAAUAUAUUUGGCAUUUUCUGACAUCAACACUGUUCUGGAUUCUAAUCCGUAAGAUGAUUAAAUCUUUUCCUGUAGGAGAGCGAGACAGACUUAAUAAAAGCAACUACGACUCAUGUUUCUCACAAGUGUGUCCAAUUCUUGUUAUGCUCAUUUGUGGUAGGAUCAUAAGAGCUUGGCAUCAGGGUGGUGUGAACUGGACGCAUCUAUCUGACAUAUCAAAAUGGCUUGAGCAAGCAGGAAGCAAUAUAAAAAAGGCAAUCAGAGUGGUUUCCUGCAUCUUAGUGACCAGCUUGAGCUUAUUUUCAUUUUCUAGGUCAAGGUUGAAUAGAGUUUUCCGCAACCUCCUCCAGUUCUGCUUUCUACUGUCAGGAUGUUUAGUUUUACAACAUAUUAUGAUAUAUCAGGAUAAUAUGUUGCUUGUAUCUGGUCAUGGUGCAACCUUUAUGGCUCAAAUAGUCUACGCUGUUCUGAGCAUAGCUACGGGCUUCACUGUAUUAGCCUCUCCAUGGCUUUCUCCUGUCUCCAUUUGUAAAGAUUCAACAUCUUAUAGCCAGUUAGCUGGUUCUCAUUCAGUUAAGAAUCAGAUGAUCCAUCUGUCAGAAGGGUUCAAAGAGUCUAUCUAUUUAAUUGGAUGGGCAUACAUGAUUUCCUGGUCUCUGCUGCAGCUUUUGUUGCAGCAACCAAUCAACUCAAUGCCAGUUUUUUUGCUGCUGCUGCAGAUCUCUGCAGCGAUGAUGUACUUUUUCAAUGAUGGAGCAAAUCGAAAGCCAUGGGUUGAGGUUGCAAUAUUAUACUUUAUUGGGAUGACUGGCCAUUUUGGUCUCGGCAAUAGCAACACUCUUGCCACCAUUGAUGUUGCUGGAGCUUUCAUUGGCAUCUCAAGCCACUCAACCAUACUUUCUGGUAUACUGAUGUUCUGCAUCACUUAUGCGUCUCCGAUAUCAGUGCUUCUUUCUUUGAUGAUAUACAUCUCUUUGAAAGAUGAGAGUGUUAAUGUGCUGGACCAUACCAUGGAAUUUGGGCAAUUGCUGAAGUCGGAGCUUGCUAUUCCAUUUCUUGUUCCACUGGGAAUAAAUUCUGUUCUCUUAUCAGCAUAUACUAUCGUAUUACUCCAGAUGAGGAACCAUUUAUUUAUUUGGAGUGUCUUCUCUCCCAAGUACCUGUAUGUAUGUGCAACAACAGCUUGUGUAUAUAUCGGCGGUUUUAUCGUGGCUUCAACUGUGCUUUACACAUCCUUGGUGUAUACUUUGCGUAGGAAGAGGGUUGUCUCUGUCAGAAAUAGUACAAAGAGAAGUGAUUGACCAAUAUUCAUCUCUAUGGCCUCAUCAGGUCAGACCAUGUUAAUUAUCUUACACACUGUAAUUCCUGUAGAACCACAAAAAUUUGAAGUGCUGUAGGAAAUCCUGAAUCCUGAAUCCUCACCCAAACCCUUUUCUGCGUUCACUGUACUUGGGAGGAUCUUUGCCCAAGAUUUUUUCAGGGAGCAACAUAGGCCAACGUUGACUGUUAGAGCUCUGGAAUAUUAAAGCAUUCUGUUACUGAGGAAAGUAAGAAGUUUGCUUGAUCUACCGAUUUGACACUGUAAUCCUUGUGUUUCAGAUAGGUUUGAAAUGACUUUCACUACUACAUCCUGGUCUUAUCAAUCAGGCUAGCUAACAUCUUUUUCUUUCUUCAUUCGUCUUUCUCUGCUGAGGCGUCGUGUACUUGAAGUUUGAAAUGGAAGAAAUAGAUAAGAAAAUUUGGUGUUCCAAUCCAUCAUUUUAUACAUCACUUUCAUUCUACGUUAUCUACUUAACUGAACACAGGUAUCAACAUUAGGCUUCCGUAGUUUCAUUUGUGCAUUAUUUCUUUGUUACACUGUUUGUUCGUUCAUUGAAUGUAUGCCGUCUGAUUGUAACAAACUAACAAUCUGUUGUACCAAUGUAUACUCUGUAUUAUUGCAAAACCUUUACUUCACUUUUGACCUA
Messenger RNA from Chenopodium quinoa (quinoa), 3797 nucleotides. Its product is annotated as GPI ethanolamine phosphate transferase 2-like. Gene Ontology annotation, cellular component: endoplasmic reticulum membrane. Gene Ontology annotation, biological process: GPI anchor biosynthetic process. The record is from RefSeq and is a predicted model, not a curated record. The coding region runs from base 180 to 3131 and encodes 983 amino acids. Lineage: Eukaryota; Viridiplantae; Streptophyta; Magnoliopsida; Caryophyllales; Amaranthaceae. The transcript is spliced from 17 exons.